This is a messenger RNA of Poeciliopsis prolifica (blackstripe livebearer), 7451 nucleotides long. RefSeq names its product BTB (POZ) domain containing 7 (gene btbd7). Gene Ontology annotation, biological process: morphogenesis of a branching epithelium. Lineage: Eukaryota; Metazoa; Chordata; Actinopteri; Cyprinodontiformes; Poeciliidae. The coding region runs from base 650 to 3988 and encodes 1112 amino acids. The record is from RefSeq and is a predicted model, not a curated record. The transcript has 11 exons. Gene Ontology annotation, molecular function: protein binding.
GCACACCCAAAUGUUAAUGAGUUGACAUUUAAAAUGUAGUAUCUGUAUCAAAACUAGAAACGUAUUAAGGUUAACUGUAGUUGUUUAAUGUUCCGCUAGCGUUCAUGGAUCGUUUCCGACUAUUCACGGCUAGCUGGUUUUAUUUUUGAAACGCUGAACCGGAAGCUGUGAUUUCAUUUCAGCCAGCUUGGACUCGUUGGCUUCGGGAUAGGCCGUAAAAAUCACCCAACAAGGCGUUGUGGGGGAAAUACCGAGCCGAACCGAGACUAAAUAAAGCUUUCGUUCAGUUUUAGGUAGAGGUAGACUCUGGGAAAUGUGGGGAAGUCAACGGAAGUGGAAAAGGUUUCGUAUUUUCACGGUUUAAUUUGGUGGCUGACGUCGAUCGGAGCGUAAUGAGCAGAGUUGGAGAAAGAAGGAGCUGAGCAGCUUUUUUUUCCUCCCUUCCUCUGCUGAUCAGACAACUUGGAUCGGACUGAACUGCGCUAUGAUCCGGGGGCAAACUAUGGACAGGAAGCUCUGAAGUUCCAGCGGCCGGAGCCUGGGGCUCGGAGGCUUCAGGAGAUCCAUGCCCGACCUCCACAGCUGAGAACCGAGCAGGAUGACUCAGCACCAGGGGGCCCCCCCAAAAAACAAGUGAAGAGACGUAAGGAUGGGGGCCAAUGGAUCCAGUUAUCCACACUCCUGCUCCCCGCGCAUCGGGGGAAACACGCAGACGCAGCAGACCUUUAUAGGAACGUCUUCAUACUCCCAACAGGGUUAUGGCUGGGAGUCCAAGCUGUACAGCCUGGAGCACGGCCAUGAGCGACCGGCAGACAGGAAGAAGAAGAGCCUGGGUCUGGCGACGCUCAAACGGCGGUUCAUCAAAAGGAGGAAGUCCAGCCGCUCAGCGGACCAUGCCCGGCAGAUGCGGGAGCUCCUGUCGGGUUGGGACGUCCGCGACACCAACGCCCUGGUGGAGGAAUACGAGGGAACCGGCGCCCUCAAGGAGCUGAGCUUCCAGGCCAGUCUGGCCCGCGCCGAGGCCCCCAGCCUGCAGCGAGACCUGGCCGCACUCUAUCAGCACAAGUACUGCACUGACGUGGAUCUCAUCUUCCAGGGGACCUGCUUCCCGGCUCACCGCGCCAUCCUGGCCGCCCGCUGCCCCUUCUUCAAGACCCUACUGUCUUCUUCUCCCGGUUACGGCGCCGAGGUCCUCAUGGACGUCGACACGGCCGGCAUUGACGUGCCCAUGUUCUCCGCUCUGCUUCAUUACCUGUACACGGGAGAGUUCGGGGUGGGCGGAGCCGAGGACAGCCGGCUGCAGAACGUGGACGUGCUGGUUCAGCUCAGCGAGGAGUUCGGUACGCCCAACUCCCUGGAAGCGGACAUGAAGGGCUUGUUUGACUACAUGUGCUACUACGACGCUCUGCUCAGCUUCUCCUCUGACUCUGAGAUGAUCGACGGCUCUAACGAGAGAGGGGCGGUCGCCGCGGUGCCGACGGGCUCAGGAGGCGGCGGCGGCGGCGGGGCGACCCCAGAGGAGGACCUCAGGGCCCACAAGGCCAUCCUCUCUGCGCGCUCGCCGUUCUUCAGGAACCUUUUACAAAGGCGCAUUCGCACGGGGGAGGAAAUGACAGAGCGCACGCUGCAGACCCCCACCAGGAUAGUUUUGGACGAGUCCAUCAUCCCACGGAAAUACGUGCAGGUCAUCCUCAACUGCAUGUACACGGACAUGGUGGACCUGGGGCUGGUGCUGCGCGGCAGCCCGUCAUCGUGCAGUUUGGGGGAGGUGCAGGCCCUCGUUUCAGGGUGCAGGGGGGCAAGCACACGCACGGAGGAAGCCAUGGAGCUCUACCACAUCGCACUGUUCCUGGAGUUCAGCAUGCUGGCUCAAGGGUGCGAGGACAUCGUUGUGGAAAGUUUGUCCCUGGACUCUCUGGUCCCCAUCCUGAAGUGGAGCUCCCAGCCGUACGGCUCCAAGUGGGUUCACAGGCAGGCCAUGCACUUCCUGUGUGAGGAGUUCAGCCAGGUGGUGACCUCUGACGUCCUGUACGAGCUCGGCAAAGAUCACCUCCUCAGCGCCAUUCAGUCCGACUACCUGCAGGCAAGUGAACAGGACAUUUUGAAGUAUGUCGUAAAGUGGGGCGAGCAGCAGCUGAUUAAGAGGAUGGCAGACAGGGAGCCCAACCUGCUGAGCGGCACCGCCCACAGCGUCAACAAGAGGGGCGUGAAAAGGCGAGACCUGGACGUGGAGGAGCUGAGGGAGAUCCUUUCUCCACUCCUGCCCUUCAUUCGGACGGAGCACAUCCUGCCUCCCAACAGUGACGUCCUCGCUGACACCCUGAAGAGGGGUUUGAUCAGCACCCCUCCAUCAGACAUGCUGCCCACAGCCGAGGGGGGCAAGGCCAACGCCUGGCUGCGGCAGAAAAAUGCAGGGAUCUACGUCCGACCGCGCCUCUUCUCUCCUUAUGUGGAGGAAGCCAAGUCUGUGCUUGAUGAGAUGAUGGUGGAGCAGACGGACCUGGUGCGUCUGAGACUGGUGCGCAUGUCCAACGUCCCGGACACUCUGUACAUGGUGAACAACGCCGUGCCUCAGUGUUGUCACAUGAUCAACCACCAACAAAUGGCGGGCAGCUCCAGCACGGCUCCCUCCGUCGUGGCCAACGAAAUACCAGUGCCUCCUCUGUCUGUGGUGAAGGACAUGAUCCGCAGGCUGCAUGAGCUGAGGCACACGGAGCAGGUCCAGCGAGCCUACGCCCUGAACUGUGGCGAGGGAGCCACGGUCAGCUACGAGCUGCAGCUGAGGGUGCUGAGGGAGUUCGGCCUUGCAGAUGGAGCCACGGAGCUGCUGCAGAACCCAUCCAAGUUCUUCCCAGAUGAGCGUUUUGGAGACGAGAGUCCGAUUCUGGCCCUGCGUCAAGUGGGCCGAUGCCGUGUCAACAGCAGUCCGGCUAUGGACAGCAUGAUAACGGACCUGGAAGGAGUGGCAGGCUUCCACCCUCCGCUGCCUCCUCCGCCUCCUCCCUACCACCCUCCCGCCACGCCCAGCCACACCCAGCUCAAAGGAGGCUGGCGACCCCGGGUCCCCAUGCCGACCCCGACACGCUCCUUCUCCUACCCCUGCAACCGGACCCUGAUCCAGCGCCACGCUGCUUCCAAACACGGCGGUUCGGAGUACUCCUCGGCGCCCAGAUCCCAGCCUCCAGACUGCACCAACCCCCAGGCUAUGGGCCGACCUCUGCUGUCAGACCAGCAGGCGAUGGGGGUGGAGCCGAUGAUGAGGGAGUUCAUGCCGGACAUCGCGCUCGGCGUCUCGGUCAUGUCUCUGAGGGAGCAGCACAUGGAUGGCGAAGGCCUUCACAGCCCCAUGGGGCCUUCAGGCCAUCACCUGCCCUGCUCUGCUGCGCGCCUCAGCCACGGUUACGGCCCUGGACACGGCCACUCCUGCAAGAGGCACGCUCCAGAACCCAAGCUGGAGGCCCAAGCGGAGUUCCCCGACCUGUACGACUUCUCCUGCAGACCCGCGACCCCGACCUCCGCCCAUCCUCUGCCCGCUUUCGCAGGACCGGACCUCUACAGCCAUAGCUGCACGCAGUCCGGCUCCUACCCCCCUCCUUACGUUUCUGACUGCCAGAGCCACAGCCACCUGCAGGGACGGACCGCCCCGGACCCGCUGCGACUGGACGUCCUCAGCUUAAAAUCCCAGAGACAUGACGGCGUCCUCUCCAGUCCGUCCGGACCGCAGCCGAGGACGAGUCCGUUCCCGAAGGGGCGGCCGAACGAGACGGACCUGACCCACGGUUUGGGUCAUCUACGCUCCCCCAGCGGGAACAUGGACUGCUACGAGGAGGGACCCAAAGACGCUCCAGAGGAGAUGGUUCUGGGCGGAGACCCGUCAGGUCCGGUUCCGCUCCAGCAGUCUCACAGGAACAGUGUAGGCGAAGAACUCCUCAGAGACCGCAGAUCGCCCAGCAAACCAGACUAUCCCUAUAAGAAAUCUGCACUUUAACCCCAGUUCAGGAGGCGGGGUUGAGUUGGGAAAAGGGAAAAAUGCGAUGAGCACUAAGUGUGUGUGUGUGUGUGUGUGUGUGUGUGUGUGUGUGUGUGUGUGUGUGUGUGUGUGUGUGUGUGUGCGCGUGGGUGUGUGUGCGUGCGCGAGUGUGAGUACAAGAGUCAGAGAAAAGGGUUGUAGCCAGCGCUGGGCGAUUUGUUUUUCAGAUCCGAUUUCAAGGGAUUUUAUUUUACUUGCCUACAUUUCAAAAAACUAAAUAAAAAAUAUUUUCAAAAAGUGACUUUUAUUUCAAUAUUUCAGGCUAUUAUUAUUUUUAUGUAAUUGUGAAAAAAUAGUAACAAUAUUAGCAGAAAAAAAAAUCUUAAAAUGUCAAAAUGUUCCUUUAAUGAGAGACAAUCUGGACCAGCAUAGUUUGUGUGUUAUUAUGAAAUGGAAACAAUCGUUUCAAAGUCCCACGACUGAUAACAGUUUGAUGAAGUAGUUUCUCGUCCAAAUAUCUUAGUUCACUUAAAAUGAUAUAAAACCACGUUUUCUGCAUGAUAUAGGAGCUUGUUUUAAGUUGAUUAUUACUUAAAAUUGAUUUAAAAUACUAUUGAAGGACUGAAAGAUUAUUAAACUUAUGACAUUUUUUCCAUGAUACAAGUCAAAUAAUCUGCCAGUGGAAAUAGCACUUUUUCGUCAAUAUCAAGGGAUUAUUGACUUAAAACAAGCUGCGAAAAGUUACUUGUGAAUUAUUUGUAUUAUUUCAAGUGUACUAAGAUAUUUAUGCUAGAUACCAGACCAAAAUUACUUUGUAAGAAGUUGUAAUUUUGCAGUAUUUAAGUGUUAUGUAAGAAUGUAUUUCAAAACAGAUCUAGACAAAGUGAGCUAGUUUUCUCAUUAAAACAAUUUUGAGAUGUUUUUUCUGCUAAUAUUAACUGUAAUCUUAUAACACAAACAUUCUUGUAGCCUGAGCCUGAUGCUACGUCAUACAACUGAGUCCUGAUAAUUGAAAUAAAACACUUUUAUUUCAAAAUAAACAUUUUCUGUCAUCAGAAUUAAAAAAAAAAAAUCAGAAUCUGGUCCUAAUAUUUUGUUGUAGAUUUGAUCUAUAUUCAAAAUCUAAAUAAACAGAAGCUGUAAAACACGCUCGUGAAACAAGAUGGCGGCCUUGGGCGCGCCAACAUCUGAAAUAUGGAAACCCAAUGAGCGCAUUGGUAAUAAAAAUCAAAUCAUUUCCCUAAAACGAAUCCCCCAGCUGCUGGUGUUUCCUGUCCUACCUCCACAGCGCUGCGCUCUCAUCACACAGUCGAAGUUCAGACAUGAAGCCAUUAGAGGAUUUCCGCAAAUAUCCUCUCGAUUUCGGUCAGCAGGAGGUCAGCAGGAGACCCUCGGAUCAGCGGAAACAUUUAAUCUGAGUUUAUGAACCCGAGGAACAGGAACACACGCACUCAGAGGAAGUGAUGCAACAAAACGUAGAGUUAGAACAUAGAUCCGCUCUGCUGGGUUCUGCGUUUCUUCAUGUAGCAUUUCUGACGACACGUCCUCACCCGUUCAUCUCUGACAGGAAGUACACUGCAAAAACACAACAUCUCACCAAGUAACUUUUGGUCUAGUUUCUACUGCAAAUAUCUUAGUACACUUGCAAUAAGACACAAACCAACUUUCAAAUAAUUUUUUGGCAAGAUAUAUGAGCUUAUUUUAAGCUAAUAACAUCAAUUUUAAAAAGUACCUACUCCAUUGGAAGAUUAUUUAACUAACAAGACAUUUUUUCAAUGUUUCAAGUGAAACAAGUGGUAAUUUUGAUAAGGUUAUACUACCACUCCUUUUUAAACAUUACAAAAAUAAUGACAUUCUGUUUUUUUGUACUUAUUCAUAAAAUAAUAAAAAUCUGCCACUGAAAUUAGUUCUUUAGAUUCAAUUUAAAAAUAAUUAAUUUAAAUAUUGUAACUCAUUAAUUCAAAUUAAAGGUAUUGACCUACUUCAAUGUGAAUCCCACAACAAUAACUCAAUAUCUUGGUAAAACAUUACUUCUAAGUUAGUUUUGUUUUUUUCAAUUGUAUUAAGAUGCACUAGAUAAAAAAUACUUUAAUAUUUUGUGUUUUUUGAGUGUAGCUCAUUACUAAUGAGUGACAAAAGUGAAGAAAGCAACAUCUGUGUGCUGUUAUGAUCGUUAUGCAGCAAACAAAACUGUAGGAACCUUCUGCCAAUCAGAGAGGCUGAUUGGAAGCUUUUAGCCAAUCAGAAGCAAGUCAGGUGUUUUCAAAUCUGUGCUACAGAUCAUGUAGUUAAGCAUCAAGUAACCACAUUUAAAGCCUUAACAAGCGCUUCAAAUUACAUUUAUUCACAUAAAAACAUUUUCAGUCUUUCACUUUGACUUUCUCUAGGUUUGAUUUAUUCAUUUAUGCAUUUUCCUCUCACAUUUCAAAAAAAAUUUAAACAUUUUUAAAAAGUCCACAUGUACAUAUCAGGACUUUUGCAAACCUCACUAGCGCUGGAUGCACAUGCAAUGUUGAUAGUUGGAGACCGGCUGCAGCUGUAGCUCCGAACUUCUUGUUUCUUACAGAAAGACGGCAAAUAAAAAAUAAAAUAAAAUUUUAAAAAAAUAAAAAUACCUGCAUCUCAGACUGAAAUGUAACCGACGGUAACACAAAGUCGGCCCUUGCUGGCUCAGGUCUCCAACGAGGAAUUAUGUAUAUAUUGAUUUAAGUCCAAAACAUUCAGACUGCUUGUGUUUUUUUUUUAACAGUUUGUCACAUUUUGGUGGUUGUUGAAGGUCUGUGUGUUUUUACUGUAGUGAACAACACUGUGUGCUCGUCUUUGUCAUGAAGCUCUCACUGAGAAUGUGUGCUAUAAAACAAAAAGAUUGUGUUUAAGGACGUUUUCCAUAAAUGUUAUGCAUUAAGGACAUUUUUUUUUUUUAGCUGUAGAUGAUGUGAGGAUGUUUCCUCUCUGCUUUGCUUCGAUAGAGCUGCCAAGCAGAAAAGUCUUUUCUUUUUCUUUUUUUUUCCAGCAAGUUGCUUCAUGGGGAAAAAAUGCAAAACUCCAGAUUCUUCCCCGUCUUCAUGUUUGGUAGCUUUUAAUAAUUAUUUUUCCAGGCCAGUGUUCCACUGAGUCCCGGGCGUUUUGCUCUGUGCUGUAGAGGAGUCAGUGCCUUUUAUUGGAGGAGUGACUUUGAUGUCUAUGCAAGCUCUUUUCUACCAGCUAACCAGCCUGCAUCAGAAAGUAAUUUGAAAGCCCAUGUAGCUCGUUUUGUGUACAGUGUUAUUUAGCAGCUUUUUAAAAAGAAAAAGAAAAAAAAUCAACCAUCGGAUGGAUAUGUGUUGAAUUGUAACAGGUACAUUGUACUUGUAUGCUAUCGCUAGAUACCUUGUUUGUAGAUUAAUAAGUUGCAUUUAGUUUCACUGAAUCUAUUUUUCUACUGUUGCCUCAGAAGGUGCAUCACAGUGGUCAACUUCUCAAAAUAAACACUUUAAUAUGA